UCUCGUCGGGAAGGAAGGAGAGAGAGACGACUCGCGCUGAGCUGUCAUCUCUGCUGUGUAUUUUCUCGCAGUUCUUCCGCAAUUGAUUCCAUGCCAGGAAUAACGGCGCAUUGAAAUUAUCAUGGCGUGUUUGAACACCCUCAAGCAGGAAAUACGGGUACUGGAGAACGCGUUUCCAAAAACAGACGAGCUGUUCCAAGUGGUGGCGGCCAGUGUUGACGAACUGACCUGCCGAUUUAUUUCCAAAACGAACAAGAAAUAUGACAUUCACGCCAAUAUCACAGAGACGUACCCACACUCCCCUCCAGUCUGGUUUGCAGAGACUGAGGACACUAACGUUACUAAUGCCAUUGAACGGCUCAGCAACACCAACGGCAGAGAUAAUCAUGUGUUACAGCAGGUGAAGCUCCUUCUGCGUGAAUUGUGUGCAGCAUAUGGGAUGGAGGAACCACCUGACCUAGAGGACAGACUAGACCUUGUUUCUGUACCUCAGGUCAUUAAUGGGAAUGACAGUAUUGACCAUCAUGAAGAAUAUGAAGAUUCUGAGAUGGAAGAGGAGGAGGAAGACAUGGAGGAGGACAUUCACUUGGAGAUGGAGGACAACUCCUCCUCCCAUGCAGCCCAAAAAGAUGAAGGCAUUGACCCAGGUAAUUUGGCCACGUUGGACCGGCUGAAGGCCAACCAGCGGCAAGAUUACCUUAGGGGAUCCAUUUCUGGUAGUGUGCAGGCCACAGAUCGCCUCAUGAAGGAGCUCAGGGAUAUAUACCGCUCAGAUAGCUUCAAAAAAGGAGUAUACAGUGUGGAGUUAGUAAAUGACAGUCUUUAUGAAUGGAAUGUCAAACUUCUGAUAGUGGACUCCGAUUCACCACUCCACAAUGACCUGGUGCUGCUCAAGGAGAAGGAGGGAACAGACCACAUACUAUUCAACUUCCAUUUUAAGGAGAUGUACCCCUUUGAGCCUCCAUUUGUGCGGGUUGUUCAUCCGGUGAUUAGUGGGGGCUACGUGCUGGUUGGUGGUGCCAUUUGUAUGGAGCUUCUCACCAAGCAGGGAUGGAGUUCAGCGUACACAAUUGAGGCCGUUAUCAUGCAAAUAGCCGCAACAUUGGUUAAGGGUAAAGCAAGAAUCCAAUUUGGGGCAAAUAAAGCUGGCAAAGUUAGCGUAAGUAUCCCAGGGCAGUACAGUUUGGCGAGGGCACAACAGUCAUUCAAGUCACUUGUACAGAUUCAUGAAAAGAAUGGCUGGUUCACACCACCUAAGGAAGAUGGUUAAGGAAGUGUCCCACUGGAUGUUGUCCCCAAGCCUCUACUUCAUCCUUCUGUACCCUCACUCUGGCUGUCACCGCUGCCUCUUCCACCGCCUCCACCUCUCCUUGGCCCCACCAUUUCCACUUCUUCAUGGUAACUCUCCUUCACAUCAACAUCUAGGAGUGGUUUAAGUUUUAUUUCUAAACUUUGUAGAACAACAUAAUUGGCCAAUGCAGUACUAGUUGCUGUAGUCACUGUAUUUUUUCUUCCUUUUUUUAAGGGAAUUCAUGAAUAUUAAGAAUCAUGGAGUUUCAGUUAAUAUUUUUUUUUAAGUGUUUCAUGCUAAAACAAAAAUACAGUGUCUGACAUAUAUGACUAGAAGAAAUGUAAAUCUUUAUCUUCAUUUAAUUACUUCUGGACUAGGAUUGGCUGUUGGACACAGGAGAUGAACUGUCAGAAAUAAUCAAUUUAUAUGCUUACCUCUGUUAAAUUUUGUUAAGUAUUCUAGCUCUUUAUAACUGAGGAAUGAUGCUUUCUGGACUACAAUAUGCUAUGCCCAAGAUAAGUCUGUAUUUGUAUUGGUGGAAAUGUGAUCUGUUUAUUUUUCUUUUAACAGAAUAUAUUGUCACUUUUGUGCGAGAAGGGUUUCUGUACAAGUUUUGUAAACUAGAGAGAGCUUGUUUUUCACCUAUGAUUUUUUGAAUGAUUUUUCUGCUAGUACUUUUGAGAGGCUUGAGUGUAAGGGUGUUUUACAUUUCUGCUGUAAUUUUAGAUAAUUUCUUUCUUUUAUUUCAGUUUUAUGUGCAUUGAUUCCAUCAACAAACAUACUCUCAUCACAUUUGCUCUCUUUGUCAUGUUUUUGGAAACUGCAAUUCCAUAUGACAAAGGUAGUCAUCAUUAUUACCUUGUAUAGUAUGUCAGUUUAUUCAGUUGUUUUCAUUUACAUUGCAUUGUGUAAUGGAUAAAUUGACUGAGACAGAAAUGUAGAUAUUUGUCAGGGAUACAACAGUGUUGGAUAAGGCCUGAGGGGGUAGAUCUGUAUUUUUGAAAUUUCAGAAGUCUGAUCAAGCAUGCAAUGACUGAUGGAUGAGGAGAUAUGUAUCAUCAUAGCUACAAAUUCCUGUUCUCUAUUAUUGAUUGUGAUCAACUUAUUAUUUUUAAUAUUUUUCCCCAUGAUAAAGCAGCAAUCCUCUGGCCUGUGCUUGAAGUUCAUAGCUAUUGAUCCUUGUGGUGCAGAGAAUGUACAUCUCAGGUUGGCCUUGUAAUCAAAAUAAAGUUUAUACUUAUCACUUGCCAACUCCAGGGAUUUUUUGGAAGAAACAAAAUAGUAUUGCAAAUAUGUUGGGAGGGGAAAAUGUUUAGAAUCCCAUUUUUCUUCUUUAAUAUGGCACUGAUAUUGCUGUUUUGGAUGAAAGAAAUGGAAAAUACUUAUAAAGAAUUAUACUUCAGAAUGGUUAAUUGGGUUCCAUGUUAUUUGGUUGGCAACCUUGAACUAAUCAUGUCAAGUAAAAGGGUUGAAAUGCAUCAAUGAUCAUUUGAAUGUAUAGAUUUUUUGUCAGAAAUUGAAUGUUCUAGCAGCUUAGUCAUAAUUGAAGAUUUUACAAAGAUCCAGUAACUUUUAGAUGGUGGUUGUUAGAGAAGUGAAGUGGAUAACCUUAAAGGCAUUAGAGUUGCAGCUGCUUUUGGGAGCUUUCAGUUAAUGCCAUUCAGUGAGGGAAUUUGAAAAUGAACAUGAAAGAUGGGAAUUCUUUCCCCGAUCGCAGCUGCUUAUUGGUGGUGACUGAUUAUUUUUUCACAUCUUUAAGAGGAAUAGAAGUGCUUAAUACUAAAGCAAGCAGAUGUAAAUAUUUGAAAUAUUUUUUUUUAGAAUGAAAAUGUUUGAAUCUCAAAGACAACAUUUACUACCUUUUUCUGUCUUUUUUUUCUGCUCUAAAAUGUGUAGUCACUGAAAUUUGAUUGGUUCCUGCCUCUUGUCUGUUUGGAAAGAAAAUAAAGCUGCUCUUUGCUAAAAAGGUU
This is a messenger RNA of Penaeus monodon (black tiger shrimp), 3261 nucleotides long. RefSeq names its product ubiquitin-conjugating enzyme E2 Q2-like. Gene Ontology annotation, cellular component: nucleus. Lineage: Eukaryota; Metazoa; Arthropoda; Malacostraca; Decapoda; Penaeidae. Gene Ontology annotation, biological process: protein polyubiquitination. Gene Ontology annotation, molecular function: ubiquitin conjugating enzyme activity. The transcript has 9 exons. The coding region runs from base 122 to 1270 and encodes 382 amino acids. The record is from RefSeq and is a predicted model, not a curated record.